ACACCGGAAGAGGACGGACCUAAGAUGGCGGCCUCCAGGGGAGCUGGGAAUAGCCGCUCAUGUCGGCUAAUGGAGCGGUGUGGGGCCGCGUGCGAAGCCGCCUCCGCGCCUUCCCCGAGCGGCUGGCCGCCUGCGGGGCCGAGGCCGCGGCGUACGGCAGGUGCGUGCAGGCCUCCACGGCCCCGGGCGGCCGCCUGAGUAAGGACCUCUGCGCGCGGGAGUUCGAGGCCCUAAGGAGCUGCUUUGCCGCCGCGGUAGGUGGGCGCGGGCCCCUCCCAGCCCUUCCCCUCCAAGAGCCAGCGGGCCCCGGCUUUCCUUUGUUUUCCCGUUGGUUCAAGGUUUGAGCGCCUGCCGCGUGCUUUAGACGCCGGCUGACAAAACCACCGAGCCACCGACGAGCCCGCGAAACGUCGGCCGUCCCGGGCUUGUCCCUGCAUAUUUGUAAAGCGGGACUGGCACCAGCCUCAGAAAGGAUGGGAGAUGUGUGCAAAAAAGAGCCUUGUAAAACGCGUAAGCUUUCAUGUUAGCACUGCCGCCGAAGGGUGUCAUGCCAAGAUCGACCAAACACAGGACUCCGGGAAAGUGCCCAGCAUCCUUCCGGGUCUUCACCUCCCCGGCACUUGCAGCCCCCUGUGCAGCUGCAGUGGUGGAUUCCUUCAGCACGUGUCCUGCCGGGCACCCCCAGCCACCCUCACAACUCGCACGAUAGGGCUUUAAGUCAUUCUGAGGCUAGUUCCCUAAGUGUCAGCCUCACCGGGUACCACCUCAGUGUAUCUGGGUAGGCCGUGAUGCCAGUGCUGACUCUGUUUACUGGGAGCUGUUAAUCCGGAGAUUUGGACCAGAGAAAGGGUAUUUGAACAAGAGCUCCACGGCCUUCAUCCCUACCCAGCUCCAGCAGCCUUGGAUCCAGGGGUGGGUGACUCAUCAGAAGUUGCACUUUUUGCCGGGUAUCGUGAUGCGUGCCUGUAAUCCUACCACUUUGAGAGGCUGAGGCAGGCGGAUUGCUUAGGCCUAGAAGUUUGAGACCAGCCUGGGCAACAUACGGAGACCCCGUCUCUAUAAAAAAAAAAAGAAAGAAAGAUUAGCCAGGCAUGGUGGUGUAGUCCCAGUUACUUGGGAGGCUGAGGUGGGAAGAUCACUUGAACCUGGGAGGUGGAGGUUGCAGUGAGCCGAGAUCAUGCCACUGUACUCCAGCCUGGGUGACAAAGUGAGACUGCAUCUCAAAAAAAAAAAAAAAAAAGGUUGGGGGGCUCCUGCUUUCCCUUUAUGAGAGCUUGAGACCAAAUGUGGCAUCUGGUGGGGGCUCAGAGGAGGGGGCAGCAGUGAGUUCUGUGAUGGUGUCAUGAGGCCCUUGUCCCGUGGACAAGUGACCCAGAGAACCUGCCCAUGGGGCCCCAGGCUCUGACCAGUCCAGCCCCCACCACAUGCCAGCACCCAAGUUCUCUGUAAGGUAUUUGGUAGAACACAGCAUUUGGUGUGGUAGCUUUCUUUUGAGGCAUAUCUAACUUGGAAGCAAGCCAUUCAGACAAAACACUUUAUCUUGCAGGCCAAGAAGACGCUGGAGGGAGGCUGUUAGGAGGGACUCUGAGCUUCACACCUGUCUGCUGCCGUGGGUGCAGAGCCCUAGUCCUGAUGGGCCCUGGUGGCACACAUUGAAUGCCGAGGGCAGAAAGGAAGUGGGAAUGGCGAAGAUGUAACGUUCCUUGGUGUUAGAUCCUGUUUCUUCCUAACAAGUUGAGGCGUGGGUAGAGCAGGAAUUGGUUUUCCAGCAUUGUGUCUGUAAACCUGAGUUAGAAUAAGAUGUAACGGAAGCCACGAUAAAGACUCCGUCAAAUCCUGCA
Messenger RNA from Symphalangus syndactylus (siamang), 1841 nucleotides. Its product is annotated as NADH dehydrogenase [ubiquinone] 1 alpha subcomplex assembly factor 8. Gene Ontology annotation, cellular component: mitochondrion. Gene Ontology annotation, biological process: mitochondrial respiratory chain complex I assembly. Lineage: Eukaryota; Metazoa; Chordata; Mammalia; Primates; Hylobatidae. The record is from RefSeq and is a predicted model, not a curated record.